UUUUCUUCCUCAGCAACUCUGCUUCUCCAGUUCCUGCUCCCUUGACGCUGAUCUGCGCGUGUCCCCCACGAACUUAGGUGCCCGAAGGUUCCUCGCGAGGACACCGGAUCACUACUGAAGUAAAAAAUGGUGAUUUUGCGACUAGGUCUGACGGAACCCGCUCAGCGCCUGCCUUGGGGCCCCGGCGUGCGGAGGAUACGCAGAUGGAGCAGCUUCCUCUUCCUGGAACCAUUUUCAUCUCGAAUGUAAAUGACUUUCCUUCUUCAUAGAUCAACAGAUCAUAUUUGUGUGAAUUUAUUUGGGGACUGUUCCAGGCUCUCUGAUCUGUUCUUUUUCACGAUAGUACUAUCAUGGCUCCAAUCUCUCUGUUUGUGUCACUUUGGUGUCUCAGUGACCUUUGAGGAUCUGGCUGUGAACUUCACCCAGGAGGAAUGGGCUUUGCUGGGUCCAUCCCAGAAGAAACUUUACACAGAUGUGAUGCAGGAAGUCCUCGGAAACCUGGCUUUUAUAGGAAACAAAUGGGAAGAGAAGAACAUUGAAGAUCAGAACAAAAAGUCUGGGAACAAUCCAAGGCAGAUCACAUCUCACUCUGGACACAAACAGUACAAGCAUGAGGAAUGUGAAGAAAAUCCAUGUGAAUUUAAACAAGGCAGGAAAUCUCUGGUUUCUCUCAAAAGAGUUCAAACACAAAUGUUAACACAAGCUGGAGAUGGACAUUAUAAAAGUACAGUAUGUGGGAAAGUCUUCAGUCGUUCCAGUUCCAUUCAAAGACAUGAAGAAACUUCUAUUGGGUGGCAACCCUAUGAAUGUAAACAACGUGGAGAGGCCUUUUCUUCUCUCACAGGGGUUCAAGGACACAUGAUAACACAUAGUGAAGAUAAAACUUUUAAGUGUAAGGUAUGUGGAAAAGCCUUUCAUUUUCCCUCUUUAUUUAGAAGACAUGAAAGAGUACGUUAUGGAGAGAAACUCCAUGAAUGUAAACAAGAUGGUCAAACCUUUAUUUCACUCACAAAUCUUCACAGUCAAACGAUCAUGCACACUGAGAAUGCACGUUUUAAAUGUAAAGUAUGUGGGAAAGACUUUGCUUAUCCCAGUUUAUUUAGAAUGCAUCAGAGAACACACACUGGAGAGAAACCCUAUGAAUGUAAGCAGUGUGGCAAAGCCUUCGCUAAGCCCUCUACCCUUCACUUACAUGAACAAACGCACACUGGAGAGAAACCCUAUGAAUGUAAGCAGUGCGGCAAAGCCUUUGCUAAGUCCUCCACCCUUCACUCCCAUGAACAAACUCAUACUGGAGAGAAGCCCUAUGAAUGUAAACAAUGUGGAAAAUCUUUUGCUAGAUCCAGUCAGCUUCACAUACAUGGAAGAACACAUACUGGAGAGAAGCCCUAUGAAUGUAAGCAGUGUGGCAAAGCCUUCACUCAGUCCUCUCACCUUCACUCACAUGAAAAAACUCAUACUGGAGAGAAACCCUACGAAUGUAAACAAUGUGGAAAAGCUUUUGCUACAUCCCAUCAUCUUCACACACAUGGAAGAACACAUACUGGAGAGAAGCCCUAUAAAUGUAGACAAUGUGGAAAAGCUUACACUACUUCCUCUUACCUUCAAAUACAUGAACGAACUCAUACUGGAGAGAAGCCUUAUGCAUGUAAGCAGUGUGGCAAAGCCUUCACUCAGUCUUCUACCCUUCACUUACAUGAGCGAACUCAUACUGGAGAGAAGCCUUAUACAUGUAACCAGUGUGGAAAAACCUUUGCUAGAUCCAGUGACCUUCACAUACAUGAAAGAAUGCAUACUGGAGAGAAACCCUAUGAAUGUAAACAAUGUGGAAAAGCCUUUGCUAGAUCUAGUGACCUUCAGAUACAUGGAAGAUCACAUACUGGAGAAAAACCCUAUAAAUGUAAACAAUGUGGAAAAGCCUUUGCUAGAUCCAGUCACCUUCAUAUACAUGAACGAACUCAUAUGCAGAGAAAUCAUACUAAUGAAAACAAUUAGCAAAGUCUUCUGUUUUUACUACUGUACUCAUAAACACGUAGGAAGUUUACUGGAGAAAAAUCCUUGGAAUGUAAAUUGUGGUAACUCAAUAUUCCUUGUCAAUUUGAAAGACUAGAAAGGACUCACACUGCAGAAUAUUUUUUGGGGGGUGGGGGGGUGAUUUAGUCCAGUGGUGCUCUACCACUGAACCAUAAUCCCCAGUUCUUUUUACUAAAUCUUUGGGAUUACAGGUGCAUACCACCAUGUCUAACUGAAUAACUCUUUAAAUGUGAAAAUUUGACAACUCAUUCCAUUUUCCCAGUUGUCUUCAAAGCCAUUUCACUCACACUGGAAAAAAAAUCCCUGAAUGUGUAAUGUUUCAUUUUUCUACUCAUAUAUGGAAAUACUCAUGGAGAGAAGCCCUGUGAAUGUGAGAAAUGUGGGACACCUUCUAGUUUUGCCAGUUUCUUCUAAGGACUGAGAUGAUUCUUAUUGAAUGAUUGAUUCAUGCAAAAAUAAAUAAAUCCUAUUCAAGUAAGAAAUGUAAAGCCUUCAGAUGUUCCAUUUUUGUUCAGUUGUAUGAAAGGACUCAUACUGUAAAAAACCCUGUGGAUAAGCAAUGUGGGGCAGUAUUCGACUUUCACAGUUUUCUUCAAAUGUCGUGGGGCAAGUCACUCAGAAAAUACUGAGUCCCAGUUUUGUCCAAAUUGAAGAGUCUUUAUUUCAACCGGCCAGGACUUCUUGUUACAGGACUAAGUUAUCUCUGCAGGAAAACAGCCUAGAAUCUCAAUAUUUUAGGAUAUAUAAAGGCAAAAACCUCAUCCAGGUUGACAGAGCAAGCAGCAAGCAAGCAAGGCAUGCAAACAGUAAUACAAAGUCUGAAUAAAGUCAGUAGUGAAACAAU
Messenger RNA from Ictidomys tridecemlineatus (thirteen-lined ground squirrel), 2878 nucleotides. RefSeq lists its product as uncharacterized. Gene Ontology annotation, molecular function: RNA polymerase II cis-regulatory region sequence-specific DNA binding; DNA-binding transcription repressor activity, RNA polymerase II-specific. Gene Ontology annotation, biological process: regulation of immune system process; negative regulation of transcription by RNA polymerase II; regulation of cytokine production. The record is from RefSeq and is a predicted model, not a curated record. Gene Ontology annotation, cellular component: nucleoplasm; nucleus. Lineage: Eukaryota; Metazoa; Chordata; Mammalia; Rodentia; Sciuridae.